Messenger RNA from Euleptes europaea (tarantolino), 1527 nucleotides. Its product is annotated as cytochrome P450 3A21-like. Gene Ontology annotation, biological process: steroid metabolic process; oxidative demethylation. Gene Ontology annotation, molecular function: iron ion binding; testosterone 6-beta-hydroxylase activity; heme binding. The record is from RefSeq and is a predicted model, not a curated record. The transcript has 13 exons. The coding region runs from base 1 to 1527 and encodes 508 amino acids. Lineage: Eukaryota; Metazoa; Chordata; Lepidosauria; Squamata; Sphaerodactylidae.
AUGGACCUCCUUCCAGAUUUCUCCAUCGAGACUUGGGUGUUUCUAACCGCAUUCAUAAGCCUACUGAUGCUAUACGGGAUCUGGCCUUAUGGCGUCUUCAAGAAGCUGGGCAUCCCGGGACCAACGCCGGUCCCUUUCUUCGGCACUACGCUAGCCUAUCGCCAUGGGAUAAUGAAGUUUGAUGAAGACUGUUAUAAGAAAUAUGGAAAAGUCUGGGGGUUUUAUGACGGUCGAACGCCCGUGUUGGCUAUCACCGAUCCGGCCAUCAUUAAAGCGGUCCUGGUGAAAGAGUGCUACUCAGUCUUCACCAACCGCCGGGACUUUGGCCCGGCAGCUGAGCUGGAUACUGCUGUUUCCAUAGCAAAAGAUGAGCACUGGAAAAGGAUCCGGACCGUGCUCUCACCGACCUUCACCAGCGGAAAGCUAAAAGACAUGUUUCCCAUCAUCGUUCACCACACAAAUAGCCUCUUGAAAAAUAUCCAAGUAAAAGCAGAGAGGGGAGAACUGCUGGACAUUAAAGACCUGUUUGGAGCCUACAGCAUGGACGUCGUCACCAGCACCUCCUUCGGCGUGACCACCGACUCCAUGAACAACCCCGAAGACCCCUUUGUCAAGGAGGCACAGAAGCUUGUGAAGCUUGAUUUUGCCGCCCCUCUCUUCAUUUUGCUGUAUGUGUUCCCAUUCCUCACUCCUCUGCUGAAGAUGAUGGGCAUGAGUAUUUUCCCCCGCGAUGCCACCAAGUUCUUUGCAAAAUCAGUCGCCAAAAUCAAAGAGAGUCGGGAGAAAGGGAAGGAAAAGGGCAGAGUGGAUUUCUUGCAACUGAUGAUAGACUCCCAGAAAUCAAGCAGCUCAAAUGGAAGUAAUGGGGUGGCUCACUCCUAUAAAGCUUUAACAGACAACGAGGUCCUGGCGCAAGCGAUUAUCUUUAUAUUUGCGGGAUAUGAAGCGAACAGCAACAUUCUCGGCUACUUGGCUUACGAAUUAGCCAUCCACCCCGACGUCCAGCAGAAACUGCAGGAGGAGAUUGACUCGGCUCUGCCCGAUAAGGCUCCCUUCACCUACGAGAGCAUCAUGCAAAUGGAAUACCUUGACAUGGCGGUGAACGAGAUCCUCCGGCUGUACGCUCUCGGCGGGCGGCUCGAAAGGGUGUGCAAGAAGGAUGUGGAGAUCAACGGCCUCAUCAUUCCAAAAGGGGUUGUGGUGAUGGUCCCGCCGUACGUCCUGCAUCUUGACCCAGAAUAUUGGCCUGAGCCCAAAGAAUUUAGACCUGAAAGGUUCAGCAAAGAGAUGAAAGAGAAGAUAGAUCCCUACGUGUUCAUGCCUUUUGGAGCCGGUCCCCGAAAUUGCAUCGGAAUGAGGUUCGCUGUCCUGACAAUAAAGGUGGUGAUUGUCGGCCUGAUGCAGCAUUUCAGCUUCAAGCCCUGCAAGGAAACACAGAUCCCUUUGGUGCUGACUUCGAAAGGAUUCACAAGACCCUCCAAACCGAUCAUCCUGCAACUGGCCCCCAGAGCUUGCCCCGCACAUUAG